AUGUCCAAGCUUAUCAUCGUCACCGGUGCCACUGGGAUGCAGGGAUCAGGCGUCAUCGACGCCCUGUCCGCAAACCCAGACUGGAAAGUCCGAGGUCUCACACGAGACACCAACAGCUCAAAGGCCAAGGCGCUCGUCCAGCGUGGUAUCGAGAUGGUAGCCGCCACCUUGGACGACCAGGACAGCCUCGAGAAUGCCUUCAUUGGCGCCAACGCCAUCUUCGCAGUGACCGAUUUCUACGAACCCUUCGCGAACGGGUUGUGCCCGGAAAAGGCCAUGCAACUCGAGUAUGAGCGAGGCGUGAAAUUGGCCCGUGCAGCUGCGAAGACAAGCACUCUCGAAACAUACUUCUGGAGCACCCUCCCCGCUGCGAGCGACUUGAGUAACGGCGAGGUGAAGGUCCCGCAUUUUGAUGGCAAGGGUGCUGUCGAUGCGUAUAUCAAGAAUGACCCGGUGUUGAACCCCAAGACGAUAUUUCUUUUGACCGGCUUCUAUGCAUCGAACUUUGGCUACCCGCCCUUCACCCCCAUUUACUCGAAGCCAGCAGGACAAUAUAUCCUUGCCCUCCCAGCCAAGCCUUCGUCUUAUAUUCCCUCGCUAGGCCCAGUGACCAACAUCGGCAUUACCGUCAGCGGUCUUCUGCAACACCCAUAUCCCAAGGCAGCGAGUGGUAGCAAGGGAGGCCGAUAUGUCCACGUCACAACGGGAAAGUACCAAGUCCAGGAAUAUUUCUCGAAAUGGGCGGAGAUUGCAGGGAAGGGGAAGCUUCAGGUUCUGUCAGUCCCAUUCGAGCAAUUUGAAGCGCUCCACGGCAUGUGGGGGACUGAAUUGGGUCUUAUGGUGAAGUUCUGGGAAGUGGCUGGAGCCCCGAAAAUGUGGGAAUCAGUUGGGGAGGGAGAUGUUAUGGUUGAUUCUCGUGAGCUCGAGGGCGUCAAGGAUCGUUUGGUCCGUGCUGAGGAGAUUUGGAGACAGGCAGAUUGGAGUUGGAUUUAA
This is a messenger RNA of Aspergillus puulaauensis, 993 nucleotides long. RefSeq lists its product as uncharacterized. The transcript has 2 exons. The record is from RefSeq and is a predicted model, not a curated record. Lineage: Eukaryota; Fungi; Ascomycota; Eurotiomycetes; Eurotiales; Aspergillaceae. Bases 1 to 993 code for a protein of 330 amino acids.